CAUAAAGUUAACGUAUCUUAAAUCAAGUAAUUUAGCAACAUUUGGAAUAAAUAGCCUCGUGCUAAAAAUUAGUACAGCUAAAAUAAUUACCGCCCUUAUAAUAUUAAAGUUCAAAUGGAACCCUUAGUUUUAGUAACCGGUAUAACAGGAUUUGUUGCUUCACACACUGUUGAUGCUUUACUUGAUCGUGGAUAUCGUGUUAGAGGAACGUACAGAAAGAAGGAUAAAUUAAACCAGCUUUUUGAGCGGCAGCCAAGCUGGAAAACAAGAGUUGAGCUAGCCUACGUUGCUGAUGGUGCUACUCCGGGGUCUUACGAUGUUGCGAUGAAGGGUGUCGACUAUGUUUGUCAUAUUGCUUCACCUGUCCAUAGAGGCGGCGGUCCUCCCAGACCCAGACCUCAAACGCUUCUGGAAAAGGCCGUUUAUGGUACUCUAAAUGUUAUGUUCGCUGCCGUUCAGAAUAAGUCAGUGAAGCGUGUUAUCUUCAUUUCCUCUGAUGCGGCUGUAAAAGGUGACAAGAAUUAUUGCGGUGAGGGUCAUGUGUUUACGGAAAAAGACUGGAGUCCGCUUACGCUGCAGGAUGCACAUAAUUCCACCGAUGAAGUCCUUAAUUACGCUGUGUCAAAGAAGUUUGCUGAGAAGGCGGUUCAUGAACUUGUUGAGAUAGCCAAGCCCUCUUUUGACAUUGUAUGUCUGUGUCCGCCACUUAUUCUCGGACCGGUGAUCCAUUUAACGGAUCUGAAGUCGCUCAAUUUUUCUGGUUGGUACAUGUGGAAUCUUAUAAAUGGUGAAAACAAUAUUGCGCCAAAAACUACGAUUUAUAACUAUGUCGACGUUCGGGAUGUGGCUCAAGCAGAAGUUAAGGCAUUAACAGCUAAUGUUUCUCACGAUCGUUUUAUUAUUUCUGCUGGUUCACUUUCAAACGAUGAGAUUACAGAGAUAUUACUGAGAAAGACUCCAGAGAAGAAAAAUCUCAUCUCUAAACCAAGUGGUGAUGUAGUUUCUCGAACAUUUGACUUGGAUGCAUCAUUAUCUAAAAAAGAACUCGGUAUUACCUACAGACCGAAAGAGGAAACAUUUGUUGAUGCAGCAGAAUCUUUAUGGGAGAUAGCUAAUCUUUGGUAAUAGCAAAAUUUUAUAUUGUAUAGAAGCUUAGCUCUUUACAAACAGACUUAAUGAUUAAAUACCUCUUUUCUUUAUUUCUCCAUACGCAAAAUGAAUCUGUUAAAAUCAUUUGAUCAACAAUAAUUCCAUACAGUUGAAAAUAUAUUAAGAACGCUACUAUAUUC
This is a messenger RNA of Schizosaccharomyces japonicus yFS275, 1289 nucleotides long. RefSeq names its product flavonol reductase/cinnamoyl-CoA reductase family protein. The transcript has a single exon. The coding region runs from base 115 to 1125 and encodes 336 amino acids. NCBI's taxonomy places the organism in Eukaryota, Fungi, Ascomycota, Schizosaccharomycetes, Schizosaccharomycetales, Schizosaccharomycetaceae. The record is from RefSeq and is a predicted model, not a curated record.